AUGCUCAGCCAACUCUCUCGAGCUUCGCGCGCUCGCUCCGUCGUCGCUGCUGUCGCCCGCCGAAAUGUCCCCGUCCAGCAAAUGAGGGGCUUCAUUGCCCCUACCGUCUCCCGGAGAGCCGACUUCGUCCAGGAGCUCUACCUCAAGGAGCUCAAGGCUUACAAGCCCGCCCCCCUCAAGGACACCGACUCCGUCGGCCAGGUCCAGACCUUCAGCGCCCCCGCCACCCCUCAGUCCCCCGAGGAGGCCGACCUCGCCGGCAGCCUCCAGGAGUACGAGCAAUUGGCCGUCGAGAUCGAGGGCCAGGACGUCUCCGCCACCGGUGAAGCCGCUGCUCUCCCCGACUGGCUCGAGACCGAGGAGGAGGCGGAAGCCAGCCACUAA
Messenger RNA from Clonostachys solani, 384 nucleotides. The record is from the annotation of a GenBank genome assembly. NCBI's taxonomy places the organism in Eukaryota, Fungi, Ascomycota, Sordariomycetes, Hypocreales, Bionectriaceae.